Molecule: messenger RNA, 363 nt
Organism: Eruca vesicaria subsp. sativa (arugula)
Lineage: Eukaryota; Viridiplantae; Streptophyta; Magnoliopsida; Brassicales; Brassicaceae
Source: the annotation of a GenBank genome assembly
AUGGAAGGAGCAUUGCAAAGUGUGAAGGCCUUCUUGACUGCAUUGGCAUCACAAUUAAGCAGUUUGAUUAAAGACCAAAUAGAUUCCAUUACUGUCGAGAUAAACCAUGUUAGGACAAGUAUGAACGAGGCGCUGCUUUCAUGGGAAAGGAUUUCUCAAAAGUUUGAAGAUAAGUUGUCAAAGAUUACAGCAGAUGUUCAGCUUGGAAGAGAGACGAACGUGGAGAACAUGUCUGAAUCCGUAGAAGAAUCAGAGAUCGAUGAUCUCAACAGUGCCAUGGGAUCUUCAUCCAAGUGCAUGAACAUGAAUUUCCAGAUUCCAAGUUCCAAGACAUAUCUAAAUAAACGAAGAGCUUAUGAUUGA